AUGGAAUCCGUCAUUAAGGUAUUAUAUCAAGUUUGUAAAACGUACUGCGGGAAAACCGCCCCUUCUAAGAAGGAGGUGGGUACCGUUCUUUCUUUUCUUGUAAAGGAGGGACUUCUUUCCUUUCCUUAUGAGAUUUAUGACUCCAGCAAGUGGGACUCUUUGACAUUAGCGCUUGCUCAGAGAGCUAUGUCGUCCCAAGGGGCGUCGGUGCUUAAAUUUUGGGGUCUGAUUUGGAGCACUCUGAAGGCAGCGAGGGAAGAAAAGACUGCCAAAAACCUUGCCAGAGAUCUGUUGGGUUUGGAUCCGGGCGGGGGAGGGUCACCGCGGUCGGGAGACUCUAACCUCUUCAAGGAUCUGCCCCAAGACAAGAUGGCACCGGAGGCACCGACUAUGCCAGAAACACCAACACUGGAAAAGAAGGAGGAAGAGUCACCAUCAUCACCGACGGCUCCGCCCCCGUAUCCUCUCCAGUACCCCUCUUUGCAUGGCUUUCGUCAGGGGGAGGAUCCUACACGGGUAGGGGCAGGGGUAGGGGCAGGGGCCGAGGUAUUGCUGGCUGCAGCUCCGCCCUCAGGGGCCGAGCGAUUGAUGGUUGCAGCUCUGCCCCCAUCACCCGUUCUGCCCUCCCAAACGGUCAGGGUCCCAGCUAACUUGGGAAAAGGGGCCUUAUUUAUCGAUUGGGGCCGGGUAAGGGAGGAGAUGAGAGCGGCAGAUCUUUUGGAUGAUUAUAGGGCAUUCCCUGUAGAGAUCAGGGGACAGGGACCUGUUUGGGUUCCUUUAGAUCCAAAGGUAGUAACUCGCCUUGCUGAGACAAUAGGGAAGAAGGGUUUACGAUCGCCCGCUACACUCUCUGCACUGGAGGCAAUUAUGGCUCCCGGACCUUUGCUCCCAUAUGAUAUAGAGGGUCUCAUGCAGGUGAUACUUGAGCCAGCGCAGUAUAUGUUAUGGAAGGAAGAGUGGUUGGCACAGCUCAGGGCUGUAGUUGCAGCAGCGACAUGUAACCCACAACACCCAGCAAAUGGCAGGGAACAGGGAGAGAUAACUAAUCUGACACGGUUGUUAGGGUAUGGGGAACGCAUGAUAGGGUCCCCUGAAGGCCAGUUCAGACGCCUUCGCCCAGGAGAGCUGAUGGCGGCCACAGAAGCAGCUCUGACAGCCUUCAGAAGGUUCUCCAAGACAGCUGAACCUUCUGCUCCCUGGGCAGAGGUAGCCCAGGGUCCAGCUGAGUCAUUCUCGGAUUUUGCCAAUCGCUUGAUUCGGGCAGUAGAAGGCUCAGAUCUGCCAAAGAUUGCCCAUAAUGCAGUAAUCAUGGAUUGUCUUAAACAGAAAUCACACCAAAAUGUUAAGGAUCUUAUUCGAGCUGCUCCAGACGACCUCAGUAGUCCGGGAGAUAUCAUUAAGUAUGUACUAGAGAAACAGAGAACAACGCCCCUCACCAAUGAGGGAUUAGCAGCAGCGUUAGUAGCAGCAAUGGCCAUGAGGGAGGAUCAGAGUAGGGGACCGUGUUUUAAGUGUGGACAGUUUGGUCACUUCAGGGCCCAAUGCCAAGCCCCUGGGAGACAGAAAGGGGAAGCGGGGCCAGACCAGACUUGCCAAGCCUGCGGGAGAUCAGGGCACUCCGCACGCCAAUGUCGGAAGUUUGUCAUAGUGCCGCAGGGAAACGAGGAUGGGAGGGUGCCUUAGGCCC
Molecule: messenger RNA, 1687 nt
Organism: Lagopus muta (rock ptarmigan)
Lineage: Eukaryota; Metazoa; Chordata; Aves; Galliformes; Phasianidae
Exons: 1
Coding region: 1-1683 (560 amino acids)
Biological process (GO): viral process
Molecular function (GO): nucleic acid binding; zinc ion binding
Source: RefSeq, a predicted model, not a curated record